This is a messenger RNA of Arachis duranensis, 1810 nucleotides long. RefSeq names its product transcription initiation factor TFIID subunit 8. Gene Ontology annotation, molecular function: protein heterodimerization activity. The record is from RefSeq and is a predicted model, not a curated record. The transcript is spliced from 2 exons. Gene Ontology annotation, cellular component: transcription factor TFIID complex. The coding region runs from base 393 to 1535 and encodes 380 amino acids. Lineage: Eukaryota; Viridiplantae; Streptophyta; Magnoliopsida; Fabales; Fabaceae.
CAACGAAGAUUCAAGAUUAUUGACUACACUCUACAUUCAUGUUCGAAAUUUUCGCAAUAAACUUUAGAGGGUUCUAAAGACGAAAUCGCAUCGGGUCUACGAGCGAAGUUCUCUUUUCCAUUUCAAGCUCCUUUCUCUUUCUGCGUCAAAUGAUGUCUUCGAUCCAAGGGUUUCAAAGGGUUUAAGCUAAACCGAAUCGCAAACCCUAAAUUUCCCAAUUUUAUCUACCGAUCUUCCGUUUAUGCCCUCAGAUCCAAUCAGCACUUCUCAUCUACUGGUAACUUGAAGCGAAGUUGGUGAAUUUCAAUUUUUUGGUGAGUUCUGGAAAUGAAGAGAAAUAGUGAUUUGGAUAAUAUUUUUCGGGUUUUAAAGUGAUAUGAAGUGUGCUGAAUAUGAGCAAUGGUGGUGGGAAGACUGGAAGGCAUCUUGAGAAGCCCAGCACAUGGAAGAGGAAAUCAGGUGCUGAUGAUUUUGCCCAGGCAAUCGCGAAGAUCGCGGUAGCACAAUUGUUGGAGAGUCAAGGUUUUCAUUCGUUUCAGCAAUCAGCCCUUGAGGCGCUGUCUGAUGUCGCUGUUCGAUAUGCUUCGAGCAUUGGGAGAUCUGCUCAUUACUAUGCUAAUCUUGCAGGGAGGACUGAAUCCAAUGCUUUUGAUGUCAUUCAAGGGUUGGAGGAUUUAGUAUAUGUGCAAGGGUUUUCAGGUGCUUCUGAUGUUGACCAUUGCCUUGAGGAUUCUGGUGCUGUUCGGGAAAUCGUUCAGUAUGUCAAUGAAGUUGAACCAAUUCCAUUUGUACAUCCUGUUCCCCGGUUUCCAAUCGUGAAAGAUCGUGAGCUGACUCCAAGUUUUUCACGAAAAGGAAAAGUGCCUCCUGCUGAGCAUAUUCCUGCCUGGCUGCCUGCAUUCCCUGAUCCACAGACGUAUUCACUUGACUCUACAGUGGAUGCAAGAGGAGCAGACCCUCAUGCUGCCAAUGGCAAAUUUGAGCAAGAAAGAGAGAACGAUAAGGGGGAUAGGUCUCUGUUGAGUUCGCAGCAGCAGAUGGUCUCAGGUAUGUUUGAGAAUCCCACCUUCGCUGACCCGGAUGAUGCCAAGGCAAAGAAAGCAUCUGUGGAAGGUAAUCCUUUCCUUGCACCACCUUUGAAAGUUGGGGAAAAGGAAGUUGCUCCUAUUGCUCCUCCUACUAAGCUCUUCAACAAUGUCGCUUUGGAUAAUCCUGUCGCAAGGAAUUUCCUUGAUGAUAAAUCCGUAUCAGUAUUAGAGACGUUUGCUCCAGCAAUUGAAGCGAUGAAGAGCACAUCCUGUGAUUCCGGUGAAGAUCAGACAACACGUGUUUUGAAUGAGAACCCUAGGGUUCGUUUUAAGAUUGGGGUAGGAAACAGAUUCUUAGGAAGGUCCACAGGUUUGAGUCCUGAAAAGGAGCAUCAGAGGACUUUGCCGUGGUUUGCAAUGGAAGAUGAGAAGGAUGACAGGAAAAGAAGGGCUGAGAAAAUUCUGAGGGAAUCUCUAGAAAAUCCAGAUCAGCUUGUUCAAUUGUAAAUGAGAUUGCUUCAACUAGGAUCUGUAUACUCGACACUUUCUCAGGACAAUGUGAUGAUAGCUAGUUCUGGGAUAUUGAAAUUUAGGCGACUGAUACUAUUGAAAUGAAUGUUACAUUUUUCCCCAGGCAUUUUCCCACUCUAACAAUCUUCCGAGUAUGUGCACUAGGCAAUCUGAUAUGUGGAAAAUGCUUUGAAUUCGUGUGUUAAAAAUCAAUGCAACAUGCAAGACUGAAAUCCCAUAGAAAGUAUCAAAAUAACAUCUUUUCCGAUUUA